CUUGUUCUUUCACCCUAGUUCCUUGACGUGCAAACUGCAGUAAAGAAGUGCGGCAGUGACAGCAGGCCUUUGCAAGACUCUUGGUGUCCCAAUAGUCCGAGACCCGUGGAUCAAUGUCCUGACAUGAAUGGUUAACUGAGGCUGUUAUGGACACAGAGCAUGCAGUCAUGGAGCAGCAGAAGGCCUGCAUAGUGAGGAACCUACUGAACAAAUUGGAGAGACAAGACAAUGAGGACAAGGAGUUUGUGAGGUUGAGAAACCAGUCAAUUAAAUACCGUGAUGACAAGACCUACACGAGCAAUUCAGCAGAAACUCAGGAAAACAUCAAGAAGAACAGAUACAAGGACAUCCUUCCAUUUGACCACAGCAGAGUGAAGCUCACGUUGACCACCUCCAAAGAUGACACUGACUACAUUAAUGCCAGUUUCAUAAAGGGAGUGACAGGCACCAAGGCUUACAUUGCUACUCAGGGUCCACUACAUCACACAGUUCUGGACUUCUUGAGGAUGCUGUGGGAGUAUGACAUAAAAGUUAUAGUAAUGGCCUGCCGAGAAUUUGAGAUGGGAAAGAAAAAAUGUGAGCGUUAUUGGCCGCAUAAGGAGGAGAAGUCAAAGGCAUGUGGGCCCUUCAUCGUGGACUGUGAUUGUGAGGAAGACAAAGGAGCCUAUCUGACGAGGACAUUAAGAUUGACAUAUGACAAUCAACACCGAACAUUGAAACAGUUGCACUAUGUUAAUUGGCCAGAUCAUGGAGUGCCAGAUUCUAUUCCCUCCAUUUUGGACUUGUUGGAGGAGAUGCGUACCUAUCAGUCCCAUGAUGACAUCCCAUUGUGCAUCCACUGCAGUGCUGGAUGUGGUCGAACGGGAGUCCUAUGCAUCAUCGAUUAUACUUGGAACCUCCUCAAGAAAGAGACAAUCACCCCAGAUUUUAAUAUAUGUGACUUGGUUCAUACCAUGAGAACCCAAAGGCCAUCUGUGGUUCAAACCAAGGAACAGUAUGAAUUAGUCUAUAGUGUCAUCAGGUUACUGUUUGAGAGAUACUUGCAAUCCAUGGAUGAACAGAGCAGCAAAAAUCAGCUGACCAGGGGAGCAUCUAUGAGGGAGCAAGAUCUUGGAAAUCAGAAGCUCCAAUGCCAACGCAUCUGUGAUGAGGAAAUGAACAACACACCACAGAAACAGAAACUGGGUCCUUCUGUUCCAGAAGGUCAUCUUAAAGAUAGAAACAAUCCGCCGGAUCAACCACAACUCCUUCACGGAGCCCUAACGUCCCGCCAAGAGGAAAUUUUACAGAAUGGGGUUCACACUGGCCAAGAAGUGGCUGCAGUGGAGAACAUAUGGCAGGGUGACGACAUUCCAUCACCCAAGCCUCCAGCUUCACCCAUUGCAGCAGCAGCCUCCAUCUGUCUGUUGGUGGAGGACCCCUACUUUGACAGCCCCCCGUUUGACAAUGCAGUAACUUUGAGAAAGCCAUGGACAGUUGGUCCAAUCUUCAGUCAUCCCUCAUCGUCUCUGAAUGACCACACACUGCAGUCUGAGUCAACUGUCACCUCUGGAGCUCAUACUGAUGUAGAUGUACCUCCGCCUCUGCCCGAACGAACCCCUGAGUCCUAUCAGCUAUUUGUUAACACAGCACUUACUCUGUCCCAAGGAAGCUGCACGGAGCCCAACGUAGAUGACUUGGACGACUCAAAUUCCUCAGAAAGGCUAACUAUCACCAUUCCACCGAGCGGGGUUGCCGAGGCUGUGCAGGGUGAACCCAGGGAAAGUCCCGUUACGCCUGCACCGUCACUUCCAGACAGAACUCCAGAAUCAUACGAGUUGGCUUCUCAUCAAGCUCCUGUUGCCAGUCAGCCAGAGGUCACACCGGCAGCAAACCUGAACAGAAUUGGCACAUCCUCAGAGUGGUCAGGUACUUCAGAGCGAGUUGCCGAUUCAUUUGAGCGAGAAACAAAGCCUUGGGCGAGAAGUAAGAGCCUGAGAGUAAAAAUGACUUUCUCAGGUUUUUCUCAUUGUAUUUCUCGUACAGAGCCACUGACUACAGCGUGGCUGUCACAUACACCUCUUGAGGCAGGAAGUGCACAAGUUGCAGAGUGCGAUGUGAACCAAAAGGCCUCGUUCGCUGAUGGUGUGAUGUCAGGAGAUAAAUCAGAAAAGAGCAAUGAGAAGGCCCCAUCCUGCAAAAAGAAAUUGUUCAGAGACAAGCAAAAAACAAAGCCAGCGACUCCGGGUCUACUGCCAUCACCUCCAAAGGGAGUUGUAACCUCAUUUUUUAAAUUUGGGUUUGGGAACAGGUUAGGGAAGCCAAAAGGACCCCGGAAUUAUCCACAAAGCUGGUUCUAAAAUAUGUUCCUCUUUCCAAGUCAAGUUCUCUCAAUAUUGACGAUUAGUUCUGUCAUUAGUGGUCACUUAGACCCACCUGAUGGACAUUUCCUGAAAUUCACUUCUCUAAGACUUCAUCUAAAAAGCAUCAGCAGAUUCCAUGUUAAUAACUUGAUGUGUUUAUGCCUCAUGACUAGUGGAUUUGUUGUUCUUUUUUCAGGGGGUCAAUGCUCCAGCAGAAAUUGAUGAGGCCCCAGUUUUAUUUUCUAUUUUACAUAUUUUCUUCAACAUCACAGGGUGGUCCACUCCCAGCACGAAAUGUCUUUCAAUACAUUUUUUGGAACGUGGACACUUUUGGUUUCAAUUUAUGAAGUGUAUUAAACCUCUUUUUGAGCACAUUAACUCA
Hippocampus comes (tiger tail seahorse) is the source of this 2724-nucleotide messenger RNA. RefSeq names its product tyrosine-protein phosphatase non-receptor type 22-like. Gene Ontology annotation, biological process: negative regulation of T cell activation; protein dephosphorylation; T cell receptor signaling pathway. Bases 147 to 2339 code for a protein of 730 amino acids. The transcript is spliced from 23 exons. Gene Ontology annotation, cellular component: cytoplasm; nucleus. The record is from RefSeq and is a predicted model, not a curated record. Lineage: Eukaryota; Metazoa; Chordata; Actinopteri; Syngnathiformes; Syngnathidae. Gene Ontology annotation, molecular function: non-membrane spanning protein tyrosine phosphatase activity.